CACACACACACACACAAAAUCAAAAUUAAAUCCAUGGAGAAGAUUGGAAGAGAAGCUGUUGAUUACAUGAAUGUGAAGUCCUUCUCUCAACCCCCCCUUAGAAAAAAAUCCAUUAGACUUUUUGGUAAAGAAUUUAGUGUUGGUGAUAGUACUAACAUGUCUGAAUCAACUGAUAAAAAUCCUUUGCAUCAUGAACCUAAACCAAAUACGAUGAGUAUCUCCGCGAAUCGUAUUGAUAAAAGAGGUCAUGUUGAUGAAAUCAGCAGGAAAUAUGAAUGUUACUAUUGUUUUAGGAGCUUUCCAACUUCUCAAGCUUUAGGAGGCCAUCAAAAUGCACACAAGAAAGAAAGACAAAAUGCCAAACUAUCUCAUCUACAGUCUUCAAUAGUGCAUGAGACGAACCGUCAUCGAUUUGGUGAACCAUCCGCUGCAGCUACAAGAUUAACUCAUCAUCAUUCAACAUGGAGCAACAUUAAGAAUAAUAAUGUUUAUAGUCCUAAUUACAAUGAAGCAUUUUGGCAAAUUCCUCCAACAAUUCAUCAUUAUCAGAAUAAUAUUAAUCCUUCAUCUUCUUUUUCUCAUGACUCAUUUUUUCCUAAUGAUGAAGAGAAGAGGGAAUUUCAAAAUCAUGUGAGUUUAGAUUUGCACUUAUAA
Messenger RNA from Solanum pennellii, 654 nucleotides. RefSeq names its product zinc finger protein 8-like. Gene Ontology annotation, molecular function: DNA-binding transcription factor activity. Lineage: Eukaryota; Viridiplantae; Streptophyta; Magnoliopsida; Solanales; Solanaceae. Gene Ontology annotation, biological process: trichome morphogenesis; response to gibberellin; trichome differentiation. The transcript is spliced from 2 exons. The coding region runs from base 34 to 654 and encodes 206 amino acids. The record is from RefSeq and is a predicted model, not a curated record.